AUGCCGCCUCCGCCAGAUCUAUCCCAUCACAUCCUCCCCGAGCUCGUCUCCAAACAGAUCUUCCAAACACAGAUCCUCCCCGCCGACCUGCCCGCCACACUAACCCGGCACCCCACCCGAGCCCGGCCCUUGGCGGUGCUCAUCGUCGGCCAAACCGGCGCCGGCAAAACUCGCACCGCACCGGCCGUCCUCUCCGCCAUGAACCGCAUCAACCCCCCGGCGCACUUCAUCGCAGACGUCUACAAGGCCCACCACCCGUCCUACCUGACCCUCAUCUCCUCUCCGAACCCCGCGCACGCAUCGCCGGCCACCGGCCCAGACGCGCGCAAAUGGCUCGCUAUGGCCGCUGCGGAGGCCAUCUCUCGCAAGCUUGACGUGCUCCUGGAGAGCGCGUGUCGGCACCCAGACGACUUUCGCGACCUGGCGAGGAUGUUUGGGGAGGCAGGGUAUCGCGUCGAGGUCGUGGUGAUGGCUGUUCCCGCGGCGCUGAGUCGGUUGGGGAUCCUGCACCGGUUCUAUGAGAGAUUGCCGGACGCCGGGAGCGGCAAUCUGCCCAUUAGGCUGACGCCGGUCAAAAUUCAUGAUGACUCAUACGCCGGGCUGAUGAGCGUUGCGGAAUGGAUUGAUGAGGUUGACUACGUUGACCGGGUGCUGGUUGUGAGGCGAGGAAACAUGGUUGCUUUCUCUGAUGACAAGACUGAGACAGGUAAGCUUAGUGGCAAGGUUGCGGAAGCAUUGAGAAGGGAAAGGGAAAGACAUCCCACUGCGGAGGAGAAAAAGAUUGCUGUAGCGGACCUUGAGAAGUUAGAAGCCCGAGAUGGCAAGUCGGCAGUGGAAGUCAAAGGUCUGUUUGAGCCGUUACUCAGAGCAGAAGAGCAGGGAUAUCCAGAGCUGCUACCGUUAGAGUUUCCGCCCAGCACAAGAAAGGAUGCGCUGCUCACGCUGGGCGAGGUAGUGGCUUCCGUGGAAGGUACCUGGCUGCCCUGGUAUGCCGGCAGGUUCGACGCUGGUCCAAGCUCCACGCAGCAGGCAGGCCCUGACGUGGAGGGGCACGAAUUGGAAGUGGAGCUGGGUGAGGUCACACCAACCUUCCAGAAGCCCCCGCGUAAAUCGGUCCACGUGACGCAAAAGGGUUGUCUGCCCUACAGAGCUCGACCACUAAAACUUCCCCGACAGGCCUGGUCCUCCAGACGAACAUCAUCACCAACACCUCUCAUCUCAAAGGACAACUUCGUGGUCACGAUGAGAGCCAAGUGGAGAAAGAAGCGCGUUCGCCGUCUCAAGCGCAAGAGAAGAAAGAUGAGGGCUCGCUCACUCGCAAGCCCACCACAAGACGUCCAACUACCACCAGUCCUUACCCGCCAGCACCCAGAGACAGCAGGGACGAUGGCGGACGCCAACGGAAGAAAGAGAAAGAGAGACGGCGACGCCGCCGCCAAGUCGAAGAAGAAGCAGGCUACCGAAAUGCCGUCAAAAGUCACGAUCUCUUCGGUUUCACAGGCCAAGUUCUGCCCACCUGUCGUUGCCUCCUCCCCUGGCAUUAGGAUAUCAAAGAACACCUCUUUUACCCCAUACGUCAAGUCAGACAUUCAAUUGUCAGGCAGGCGCAAACAGAAGACCCCCGCAGUGGCGCAGGACCUCCUUCUGCACUCGAAUACUCACCAGACGAUGGACUACACGGCUAGAGAAGACGGCAACGGCGACUCCGAAAAGUCGUUGAAGCACUACAUUGGAGUGUUUGACCCGAAGACGGGCAAGCUAGAAGUGGUGGAGGCCAAGAAGAUGGUGGUUCGGGGCACAGCCAGAGCCAAGCAAGCCUCGGAUGAGGCGAUGACUGCACCGGCAGACUACCAGAGCUUCUACGCGCUCAAGACCGAUCUUGGUCAGACCUUCGGUACGAGGAAGGCCAAGAAGGCCAUCGAGUCUGUCACACUCAACGCUAUCGAUCCCAACAAGGGCAAGGCUGGCGCUUCCCCCCGCAAGUCUACCGCCGCGGACAAGGCAACGCUCAAGCAGAUCGGCGAGAUUACCGCGACUAUGGCGUCCAAGGAAGAACUCCAAGACAUUGUCGACCAGGCCAAGCCCGUCCCCCGUCCCAAUCUCGAGGCCGAUGCCAUCCAGGACGUGUACGAUCCCGACGAGUUCAUCGGGCGCGAGGUCCUCGCCGCUGUCCCCGUCAAGGACUGGAUCGAGCCGACCAAGAAGGGCGAGGACGUGCAGGUCUACUCCAGGCACGUGGCCGCGCGCGUCAAGAAGAUUGUCGACACUGGAAACGUUACCAAGAUCCGCCUUCUGCGCUACUUCUACUUUUUGUUCCUGUUCUAUACGAUGGCACAACCAGGAAAGCAACGCGGCACCAAGCGUGUGCCUCCCCGCGAAAAGCUCAAGGAGAAGCUCGCGCCAGCUCCUCAGGCUGUCAUCGAGCAGAUCCGUCGCAAGUUCUCAGAUGGCGGCGAGAUCCGCAAGUUCCACAGCGAUUUGCUUAUUGCACACUGCUGCGCUCUGGCUUGUAUCAUCGAUAACUUCGAGGUCGAUACCUCCAAGCUGCGGGAGGAUAUGCGUCUCGACCAGAAGGAUAUGAAUACCUACUUCUACGAGAUUGGUGCUCGCGUAAAGCCUGUCGCUGGCAAGGAGAAGGGCAAGCAACACCAUCUGGCGAAAUUGGCCCUGCCACUACAAUUCCCCAAGCUUAGAUCUCUCGCACCCAAGCGCCGCUAG
This is a messenger RNA of Colletotrichum gloeosporioides, 2718 nucleotides long. RefSeq lists its product as uncharacterized. Gene Ontology annotation, cellular component: ribosome; RNA polymerase I complex. Gene Ontology annotation, biological process: nucleolar large rRNA transcription by RNA polymerase I; RNA polymerase I preinitiation complex assembly; transcription elongation by RNA polymerase I. The record is from RefSeq and is a predicted model, not a curated record. The coding region runs from base 1 to 2718 and encodes 905 amino acids. The transcript is spliced from 6 exons. Gene Ontology annotation, molecular function: ATP binding; DNA binding; structural constituent of ribosome. Lineage: Eukaryota; Fungi; Ascomycota; Sordariomycetes; Glomerellales; Glomerellaceae.